Messenger RNA from Cladophialophora immunda, 2749 nucleotides. RefSeq lists its product as uncharacterized. The transcript is spliced from 7 exons. Gene Ontology annotation, cellular component: chromatin. NCBI's taxonomy places the organism in Eukaryota, Fungi, Ascomycota, Eurotiomycetes, Chaetothyriales, Herpotrichiellaceae. Gene Ontology annotation, molecular function: DNA-binding transcription factor activity, RNA polymerase II-specific; RNA polymerase II cis-regulatory region sequence-specific DNA binding; zinc ion binding. The record is from RefSeq and is a predicted model, not a curated record. Bases 265 to 2634 code for a protein of 789 amino acids. Gene Ontology annotation, biological process: regulation of transcription by RNA polymerase II; DNA-templated transcription.
AGGGAUGUGCUUGUACGGCAUUACCGCGUUCUGCACGGAAUCCAUUGCGAGCCUCGACCGAAAGGGCGACCAAGGAAGACAUCCAAACAAGCACCAAACAAAGCAUCUGCCCUUUCAGCCGAUUCUGGGGCUCAGCCCAGCGUCGAAUCCAGCAACAACUUCCCGCAGGAAAGGACUGCCUCCGAGCGCAGUCAAAUUGCUUCGGAACAGGCGUCUGAGCUACCUUCCCAGAUCGCCAGCGACACUCUCGACACACAAUGGGAAAUGCUUUUGAAUGCAACAACGUCAGAACUGCACAAUGCUGGCGGUGUAGCUCCAAUCUCUGAUCGCAAUAACAACCGGUUGAAUUUCUCCAAUACUUUUCAACAAGAUUCGGACCUUUUGAACUCAUAUCCUGGAGCCCAGCCGUUGUUUGAUAAUGGUUUCUACCCUUUUAACGAUUUCGACUGUAAUUUCUCCCUUCUCAGUUGGAUGAACUCUGAAACUCUGGCAAAUACCUAUAGCAUGCCUGCAGACCUGAACAUUCCCGAUGUUCCAAUGCAAGGCUUGGAGGAUCCGAACAGGGCUGCGAGGAUCCAGCAGACAACACCUGACAAUAUUAAAGCGUUGAAUAACAAUGUCAUGGGGACUAAUACUCAAGUCGACCUUUCGCUCGACAAGGGAGACUCGGUGGCAUCAUUUCCGAAUAUAAACACUUCAGCAUUACCAACUCCGUCCGCAUCCCACGAUCCAAGUGCAAGCUCUCCUCUAGAAGAGGCUCCAGACUCUGUCUCGGUGGAGAGAGACACCAACACCUGGCCGUAUGAAUAUCAAGCUGAAGGAGAGGAAGGAAGGAUCACUUUCCCAGUUCUAAAUCCCGAGGAUCUCCGAAGCGCACAAAAGUACCACAGCGUCAGCGGCACCAGCUCUCCACGGAAGAACUUCCAGCUUCUCGGUACGUUCGGCAAACUAGACGAUAAAAAGCUUUCAAGCAUCAUCCAGCUUCUGAGUCUACCUCUUGUACGAGUACCCUGGCAGGAGGAUGUCGAUUUGCUACGGUCACUACCCGGCCCUGACAUUCUUCACCACUUCACGGAUUUAUACUUUCUCCAUUUUCAUGAUCUCUGGCCUAUAAUUCAUAGGCCAACAUUCAAGAUAUCCGACGCACCCACGAUUCUGGUGCUGACAAUGGCAUGCAUUGGGGCGUGCUAUUCUGGUCUCGAUCGGUCUAUUGAGUUCGCCGACACGCUUGCCGAGCUUUGCAGGCGCACGUCUGCUUGGAUGGGCGAGCAUGACCCCCGAUUCUUGCGAUCUCCGUCUUAUGGAGUAUCACUCUUGCUGCAACAUCUCCAUGCUAUGGGCUCAGGCUCGCGACGUCUUUUCGAGAUGACUGAUGCUUCUCGUUCGCGCCUCAUCAGCAUCGCGCGGCAAAUGAAUUGCGCCGGAUUGCAUGCCUCGCGCAACGACGCGGAUUCCUCUGAGCGAGACACGUUUCAAACUUGGCUUGAGUGGGUGAGCAAAGAACAAAUUAAGAGAUUGGGAUGGUUUUUAUUUGAGUUUGACUGUCUCUACUCCGCCUUUUCAAAGCAGAAUCCGUGCACAAAGCUUGAAGAAUUACCACCAGAGUUUCCUUGCGAACAGCUACACUGGGAUGCGCCAACUGCAUUUUCUUGGGCAGCCUGUCCAUUUCAAACCGCUCCGCGAGGACCUCCAACCAUGCAAACCAUCAAUAAUUUCCUAGAGAAACCCAGCCCAUCAAUCAUCAGCUCACUUGAUAAUAUCGGAAAACGGUUGUUGAUCCGAUGCCUCGGCCAGCAGCUGUACGCUUGCCAAGAGCAGAUGGACUCGAAACUGUACCAGAUCCUCUGGCGGGACAACAACGGGCUGGAAGUCAGUCGUGCUGUUCGGUCUCAACUUUCCAGAGCCAUCAUUUCCGUGUACGAAUUCAGUUGGGCCGAUCAUCCACGUCGCUACACCCUCCGCCAUGCUCUUCGCAUCGGUGUCGCCGGGCACUAUAGCCACAUCUUUGGUGCUGGAAAGAUUGUGGACCUGGUCACUCGCGUCGCACGCAAACGGGCUUCAGGUCUUGACAUGUCAAGACUGCCCAAUAACACAGGGUUUGCGUCAAGCUCUACCAAUAAAGCUACAGCAGUGGACGAAACCGCAGCAAUAGCCGCAUUUGGGGAAGAGCCAGAGAUCAUCAGGGAGAUAAUGUGGCAUGCCUCACAGGUGUGUUACCUUCAGCGCCGCCACCCUUUCAACUCACCUCUCGAGCCUCUCUCGGUAUUUCUGGCGGGGAUCACCCUUUGGGCGACCUGCAAAUACUUUUGCCCUCAUCAAGCAUCAAUGCGCGUGGGACCCUCGAUCCAGUUGGACGAGCCGUCCUUCUGCAGCUCUCAACGUGCCAGCCAGGCAGUCAAAGACUGGAUAAAGAACGGCGGCAAGACUUUCCUAGAAGGUGUGGGUGAUGUGCAAGAUCCGGAAGCGCCCAGUCGAGUGCUUCAGCUCAGCGUGGAUAUGACUCGACGACUUAAAGUCUGGCAAAUGGCUUCAAAUGUGUCGGAAAUCUUCGUCCGCCUCUUGCAAAGCGAGGAGCAGGAAGCUGCUCAACGCCACGAAACCAGCACAUUUCAGCCACAAUGCAUGCAGAACUAGAGCAAACAUCUGUCUGCGCUCGCUCCCAUGUCAAAUGAUCACGAAUCCUCGUCUCUGGGACUUUUACGAUAUGUUUCUCCUUCGAUGUUUCGAAGUAAUGUACCAACAAGUUAGA